Molecule: messenger RNA, 6276 nt
Organism: Candidozyma pseudohaemuli
Lineage: Eukaryota; Fungi; Ascomycota; Pichiomycetes; Serinales; Metschnikowiaceae
Exons: 2
Coding region: 1-6276 (2091 amino acids)
Biological process (GO): actin filament organization; vesicle transport along actin filament
Cellular component (GO): myosin complex; actin cytoskeleton; vesicle
Molecular function (GO): heme binding; microfilament motor activity; oxidoreductase activity
Source: RefSeq, a predicted model, not a curated record
AUGUUGACUUAUGAAGAAAUUUCGAAACACUCCAAGAAGGAUGAUUGCUGGGUUAUCAUUCAUGGAAAAGCUUAUGAUGUCACCUCUUUCUUGGAUGAGCACCCAGGGGGAUCAGGUAUCAUACUCAAGUAUGCUGGCAAAGAUGCGACAAAGGCCUUCGAUCCAAUUCAUCCCAGCGACACUCUCACGAAAUACCUCCCACCAGAACUUCACCUAGGCGAUGUUGAUCCCAAAAGCAAACCUCCAGGUAAGAUCAAAAAUAAGGUUGCUGAGGAACAGAGCGGUAGUCUAGCUGGCGCUAAUGCACUUGCACCUUCCAAAACUGUCGAGGAAUUUGAUGUUGAGUAUGACGAGCAAGAUGAUAAAAUUCCUCUUUUUGAGGCCUCAGAUCAUGACGUUUCCCAAACGAAUGCCUCAGACGAUAUCGAUGUCUAUGAUGAUGAUGACGAUGAUGAACCCCCAACAGCCCAUGAAAUCAACAGAAGAAAGAUGGUGAAAAUGAAGCCGGAUUUGAGUCAGAUGUACAAUUUGCAUGAUUUCGAGCAUGUUGCAAAAAAUACCAUGGAGCUUACUGCUUGGGCUUAUUAUUCAUCUGGUGCAGACGAUGAAAUUGCCCUACGCAACAACCAUUUAGCGUAUCAGAGAAUCCUUUUCCGGCCGAAGAUUUUGAUGGAUGUCACAAACAUAAGCUUACUGACUGAAAUGCUUGGAAGCCAAACAUCCGUCCCAUUCUACAUCACGGCUACUGCCCUUGGUAAACUUGGUCAUCCUGAUGGAGAGAAGGUCCUUACUCGUGCUGCGUCUAGACAAGGGGUUAUUCAAAUGAUACCAACAUUGGCAUCGUGCUCCUUUGAUGAAAUUGUUGACCAAGCAGAUGGGAAGCAGACUCAAUGGUUUCAAUUGUAUGUCAAUUCAGACAGAGAAGUGACGAAAAGGAUUGUUCAACAUGCUGAGUCUAGAGGAAUCAAGGGUCUUUUUAUUACUGUUGAUGCGCCGCAAUUGGGAAGGCGUGAAAAGGAUAUGAGGUCGAAGAACGUUGAAGAUUUGAGUCAUGUUCAAGGCGAAGGUGAAGAUGCUGACCGCACGCAAGGCGCCGCUCGCGCAAUCUCAUCAUUCAUUGAUACAUCCUUAAAUUGGGAUGAUAUUGCUUGGUUCCGCUCUAUCACGAAAAUGCCUAUAAUUUUGAAAGGCGUUCAACGGGUUGAAGACGCACUUCUUGCCAUUGAACACAAGGUAGAUGGAAUAGUCAUAUCGAACCAUGGUGGAAGACAACUCGAUCUGGUGAAGCCACCGAUUGAAGUCCUCGCUGAGCUCCAACCCAUUCUAAAGAAGAACAAUCUAAGCAAAAGGAUGGAAAUUUUCAUCGACGGUGGAAUUAGGAGGGGAAGUGACAUACUAAAAGCAAUUGCACUUGGUGCUAAAGGUGUUGGCCUCGGCAGGCCAUUCCUCUAUGCAAUGUCUACGUAUGGCGACGAUGGAGUUUUCAAAGCCGUCCAGAUUUUGAAAGACGAAAUGAUCAUGAAUAUGAGGCUUCUUGGAGCGCGCUCGAUUGAAGAGUUAGACAGCUCUAUGAUCGAUACAUCAGCACUCGAUAGAGUAUUUCCGGAAGACAAACUAUUCAGUCAUGUCUAUGAGCCGUUAGUCACUCCACAAUUCGUCGACAACCGCUGUUGGUAUCCUGAUAAAGACCAAGGAUGGAUAGGAGUAAAGGUUCUUUCGAAUAACAACAACGGUGGGAAAACAGAACUCAAACUAGCUUCUGAGAGUGAUGAGACAGUCUAUACUGUCACAACUGAUAAUCUUUCAGAAGACAACACGGAGUUACCCCCCUUGAGAAACCCUCCCAUCUUAGAAGCUGCUGAAGACUUGACCUCUUUGUCUUACCUCAACGAGCCAGCUGUGUUACAUGCCAUCAAAGUUCGGUAUUCUCAAUUAAACAUUUACACCUAUUCUGGAAUAGUCUUGAUUGCAACGAAUCCCUUUCAAAAGGUUGACCAACUUUACUCUCAAGAUAUUGUUCAAGCAUAUGCCGGCAAGUCCAGAGGGGAACUCGAGCCUCAUCUUUUCGCCAUAGCUGAAGAUGCUUACCGCUGCAUGAAAAGGGACGGAGAGAACCAAACGAUUGUUGUCAGUGGAGAGUCGGGCGCUGGAAAAACUGUUAGUGCAAAAUAUAUCAUGAGAUACUUUGCAUCAGUGGAAGAGGAGUCCGAACUUGAAAAUAAAGUUGGCACUGAGCAUAAGUCAGAUAUGUCAGAUGUGGAAAAGCAGAUCUUAGCAACAAAUCCAAUCACAGAGGCCUUCGGAAAUGCUAAGACUACGCGAAACGACAACUCUUCGCGUUUUGGAAAGUACUUGGAAAUUCUUUUUGACUCCGAGACUAGAAUUAUUGGCGCCCGAAUCAGAACUUACUUGUUGGAGAGAUCGAGAUUAGUUUUUCAACCCAAGGGAGAACGUAACUAUCACAUCUUUUACCAGAUGCUUGCCGGUAUGACCAACGAGGAAAAAGGUGAACUCAAAUUGACCUGUGCGGAAGACUUCAAGUACACAAACCAAGGGGAUGCAAUAAUAAUUCCAGGUGUCGAAGAUGGGCAAGACUUCGCUACUACAAAAGACUCCUUGAACUUGAUCGGAAUCAAUGACGGAAUGCAAGCUGAGAUUUUCAAACUUCUAGCCGCGAUGUUACACAUUGGUAAUAUCGAGAUCGCAGCAACUCGUAAUGAUGCUUUUCUUUCAUCUGACGAACCCAGUGUUGUGAAUGCGUGUUCAUUACUUGGUAUCGAUGCUACCGCUUUCAGCAAAUGGUGUGUCAAGAAGCAAAUCACGACAAGAUCAGAGAAAAUCACAAGCAGUUUGAAUCACAAGCAGGCAAUUGUGGCACGAGAUUCAUUUGCAAAAUACAUCUAUUCCGCCCUAUUCGAUUGGCUUAUUGACUAUAUCAACACCGACCUCUGUCCACCAGAUGUUGGUGAAAAUAUCAAGUCUUUCAUUGGUGUAUUAGAUAUCUAUGGAUUCGAGCACUUCGAGAAAAACUCUUUUGAGCAAUUUUGCAUCAACUAUGCCAAUGAAAAAUUGCAGCAGGAGUUCAACCAACAUGUCUUCAAACUUGAGCAAGAAGAGUAUGUUCGCGAGGAAAUUGAGUGGUCUUUCAUCGACUUUUCGGACAACCAACCAUGCAUCAAUUUAAUUGAGAAUAAACUUGGUGUGCUCGCAUUACUUGAUGAGGAAUCAAGGUUACCUGCUGGAAAUGAUGAAUCCUGGGUUGAAAAGAUGUAUCAGAGUCUUGAUAAGCCGCCAACUAAUACCGUUUUCAAAAAACCUCGUUUCGGGCAGACCAAAUUCAUAGUUAGUCACUAUGCUCUUGAUGUGACUUACGAUAUCGAAGGCUUCAUUGAGAAAAAUAGAGACACAGUGGGCGAGGGUCAUCUUGAUGUUUUGAAGCAAACUACCAACAAGCUUCUCUCUGAUGUCUUAUCCAUUAUUGAUAAAAACGCCGCCAAGUUGGAAAGCUCUGCAUCCGUCAAGAAAAGUGUUUCUUCGAAAAAGCCUACUUUAGGCUCCAUGUUCAAAAACUCCCUCAUCGAAUUGAUGAAAACCAUUAACUCCACAAAUGUCCACUAUAUUCGCUGCAUCAAGCCAAACGAAGACAAGCGUGCGUGGGAAUUUGAUUCAUUGAUGGUCUUAUCUCAGUUGAGAGCUUGUGGUGUCCUAGAAACUAUUCGCAUAUCUUGUGCGGGCUUCCCAUCAAGAUGGACGUUCGUGGAAUUUGCUGAUAGAUAUCACAUUUUGGUACCCUCAGAGGAAUGGCUUAAGGUUAUGAGUGGCGACACUACCCAAGAGUCUGUUUCGGGAUUAUGCAACAAAAUCCUAUCGUCAAACAUCAGUGACUCUGGGAAAUUCCAAUUGGGUAACACGAAAAUCUUUUUCAAGGCUGGUAUGCUUGCUCAUUUCGAAAAGUUGCGUUCCGAAAAACUUCAUCGCUCGGCGGUUAUGAUUCAGAAGAACUUGAGGCGUAUUCACCAAAGAAAGAUUUACCUCGAUAUCAGAUCUAGCCUUGUCAGCUUACAGUCCCUCCUCAGAGGGCAUGGUGCGAGAAUGAGAGUCCAACGCGAGAGAGAGCAUGAGGCUGCAGUGAAAAUUCAAACCUUGCUCAGAUCUCACCUCUGCAGAAGAAGAUUGAAGGCAGCACUUGAUAGUAUCUUGGUGUUGCAAAACGCAUUGAGAGGAUUUCAGGCGAGAAAAAGUUUCAGGGAUGUUAAACUCGAGAAAUCGGCGAUUGUUCUCCAAAAGGCUUUCAGGUGCCGUCGCUCUCGCGAUGAGUAUGUUCAACAACGGAAUUCUGCCGUUGUCCUUCAAUCACACAUGAGAAGGAAGUUGGCGCGCCGUGAGCUCUUGUCUUUGAGGGAGGAUGCAAAAUCCGUUAAUCACUUGAAAGAAGUCUCAUAUAAAUUGGAGAAUAAGGUCAUCGAGCUCACACAGUCGUUAACUUCCAAAAUAAAGGAUAACAAGUCAUUGAUGGAAGAAAUCGACAGCCUUAAGGAGCUUCUUUCGCAAUCAAGCUCAGCGACUGAGGCCCUUAAAACUCGUGAGGUUGAGUUCAACGAAAAGUUUGAUUCCCAAAAUGACGCGUAUAAGAAGGAAACUGAAUUGUUGAAUGUUGAACUUGAAUCAAUAAGAAAAGAGUACCAAACGGCUGAGGUCAGAAUCGAGGAAUUGACUAAGGAACAAGCAGAGCUUCGACAGGAAGUCAAACGUAACAUUGAGGAACUCAAUGAAGCGAGAAACGCGCUCGUGAAGCGGGAUACCAUCGAAGUUGAUCUCAAGUCUCAUAUUGAGCAAUUGCAAGCACAACUCACCAGCCUUCAAUCGCAACAAAGUCAAGUGCAAUCUUCUAAAUUACGCAGUAUGGGUAACAAGAGGCAUAGUAGUGCGGGCACGUGGAAUUCUCAGCACCAUUUCGAUCUGCAAAGACCAGUUUCUGUGAUUGCAGUCUCUAAUGAUGAUGCGGCGGAUGCAGAUGAUAUCAACGAUGAGUUGUUCAAACUCUUAAGGGAUACGCGCCCACUUCAUCGCGAGAUCGUUGAAGGAUUGUUAAAAGGCCUUAAAAUUCCACCAUCUGGCGUUGCUGCGGAUCUUACGCGGAAAGAGGUUUUGUUUCCAGCGAGAAUAAUCAUUAUCAUUCUUUCUGAUAUGUGGAGACUCGGCCUCACAAGGGAAAGUGAGGAAUUCCUUGGUGAAGUAUUGGCGGGAAUCCAGCAGAUUGUUUCGACUUUGAAAGAAGAUGAGGUUAUCUCGAACGGUGCGUUUUGGCUUUCCAACACCCAUGAGCUUUAUUCAUUUGUCUCAUACGCCCAACAAACCAUCAUCGCAAACGAUUCGUUAUCUCAUGAUAUGAGUGAAGAAGAGUUCGAUGAAUACUUGAAAUUAGUGGCAGUCGUAAAGGAGGACUUUGAGUCGCUUUCAUACAACAUCUAUAAUAUGUGGAUGAAAAAGAUGGAAAAAGAUUUGGAGAAGAAGGCGGUUUCUGCAGUCGUGAUUUCUCAGUCACUUCCUGGGUUCAUGGCACCCGAAAACUCUCCCUUUUUGGCGAAGGUAUUUUCACAAGGUGUGCAAUAUAAAAUGGAUGACAUCUUAUCUUUUUUCAACACGGUUUACUGGUCGAUGAAGUCAUACUUUAUCGAGGGCGAAGUCAUGAAUUCAGUCAUUAUUGAGCUUUUGCGCUUUGUGGAUGCUUUGUGUUUCAACGAUUUGAUUAUGCGCAGAAACUUUUUGUCAUGGAAGCGUGGUUUGCAAUUGAAUUAUAACGUCACACGACUUGAAGAGUGGUGUAAGAGCCACGAUAUUCACGAAGGCUCGUCUCACCUCAACCACUUGUUGCAAGCAGCCAAGCUCUUGCAACUCAGAAAAAACACACCAGAGGAUAUUGAUAUCAUUUAUGAAAUCUGCUUCGCGUUGAAGCCAAUCCAAAUCCAGAAGUUGAUAUCUCAAUACUAUGUCGCGGAAUAUGAGACACCGAUUGCACCUGAUGUGUUGCAGGCAGUUGCCGAUAAGGUAAAGUCAAGCGACGGUUCAAAUGAUGAUUUAUUCGAAGUGGUUGCGACGGAUGGUCAUUUUGACGAUCCUUUCCGGGCAGUGAACUUACGACCAUUUUCUCGUGUGGAAGCUUAUGUUCCGGCAUGGUUAAGCCUUCCAGUGAUUAGAAGGAUUGUGGAGCUUGUCGCCAAAAAUGCCUCCGUUCAGGAAGAACCGAUAACCUCGGCCGAAGACGAGCUACAUUGA